CCAGAUUGUUGCUAUGACUGUGUUCCUUGUCCAGAGGGGACCAUCUCCACUCAGGAAGAUACGGAAAAAUGCACCAAGUGUCCAGAUGAUCAAUAUGCAAAUGAGAAGAGAAUCCAAUGUAUCCCCAAAGUUAUAACCUUCCUGUCUUACGAAGAACAUCUGGGCAUCAUCCUGAUUUCCUUUGCCCUAUUCUUGUUUCUAACUACAGGCUUUGUUUUAAUCAUAUUUAUUAAAUACAAAGAAACUCCAAUUGUGAAAGCUAACAACCGGGACCUCUCUUACAUCCUUGUGGUCUCCCUCCUGCUUUGCUUCUUGUCUUCUUUUCUCUUCAUUGGUCAACCAAGGAAAGCCACCUGCCUUCUCCGACAAAUGGUUUUCAGCAUCAUCUUUUCAGUUGCCAUUUCUUCUCUCUUGGCUAAGACAAUCACAGUAGUGCUGGCUUUCCUAGCCACAAAACCAGGAAACCAAGUGAAGAGAUGGUUGGGGAAGACCUUGGCCAACUCCAUCAUCCUUUCUUGUUCUGCUGUCCAAAUUAUCAUCUGCUCCAUCUGGCUUGGACUUUCUCUCCCAUUCCCUGAAUCUGACUUCCACUCUCAACCUGGAGUCAUCAUCCUGCAAUGCAAUGAAGGGUCUAUUGUCAUGUUCUACACCACCCUCAGUUACAUGGGCAUUUUGGCUGUCAUCUGUUUCACAGUGGCUUUCCUGGCCAGGAAUCUCCCUGGGGCCUUCAAUGAAGCCAAGCUGAUCACCUUCAGCCUGCUGAUCUUCUGCAGUGUCUGGGUGACUUUUGUGCCCACCUAUCUGAGUACCAAGGGGAAAUACAUGGUAGCUGUGCAGGUCUUCUCCAUCUUGGCAUCCAGUGCUGGUCUGUUAGGUUGCAUAUUUAUCCCUAAGUGCUACAUUAUCAUUCUGAGGCCAGAUCUGAACACAAAGGAGCAGAUUACAGCCAGAAUAAAUCCAAAAACAUAA
Molecule: messenger RNA, 969 nt
Organism: Crotalus tigris (Tiger rattlesnake)
Lineage: Eukaryota; Metazoa; Chordata; Lepidosauria; Squamata; Viperidae
Product: vomeronasal type-2 receptor 26-like
Exons: 2
Biological process (GO): G protein-coupled receptor signaling pathway
Cellular component (GO): membrane
Molecular function (GO): G protein-coupled receptor activity
Source: RefSeq, a predicted model, not a curated record